AUGGAGGAGAUCAUUGGAAUGUGGGAGAGUGAUCUGAACCUGCUGACCCUGAAUCUGAAUCCCUUCAGCAGCUGGUCUGGGCAUCAGGGUCCGUUCUGUUCUAACCUCCUUCUUGCUCUUUCCUCCGUAGACUCAUCGAAACUGCAGAACCCGAGCAGGAAGCAGUCAGUCUCUAGAAGCCUCAAACAUCUCUUCAACUCCUCCAACAAGUUUGUAAAGACACUGAAAAGAGGGAUCUACCUGGCUGCUGUCUUCUACCAUAAGGACAGUUUACUGGUCACCGCCGAGGAGCAGAUUCCCAUCGUGGAGGUGGACGACUCCUACAGCAGCUCCCUCAUGCAGGACUUCCUCUGGUUCACCAAGCUGUCCUGUAUGUGGGAGGACGUCCGAUGGCUGAGGCAGAGUAUGUCCGUGUCCAUGUCGUCUUCAUCCACGCUGCAGGCCCGCCACAAGAUGCUCACCGCCGCCGCCCAGCUGCAGAACCUCCUGGGAACCCACAACCUGGGCCGGGUCCACUACGAGCCCAUCAAAGAUCGCCAUGGAAACGUGCUCCUGGUGACGAUCCGCGACACCGAGAGCCAGCACUCGCUGUUCAGCGGGAGGUGGAUGCAGGUGACCAAGCUGCAGAGCCAGAGGAAGUCGCUGUCCACGCCGGAGGAGCCGUACGCGCUGGACAUCCUCAUCAUCACCAUGCAGGACCUCCUGGCGUACCAGCGGCGCAGCACCCACCGCCUGGCCCCGGGCCUCUACCUGGGCUACCUAAAGCUCAGCAGCUCCGUGGACCAGAUCAAAGUCCUGGUGUCCCAGCGGACCCCCAACAUGCUGUGCCACAGCCGGAUCCGGGACAAUGCCAACGUGUCCAGGGAGGAGUGGGACUGGAUCCAAACGCUGGCAGCUGCAGGAGAAAAAGGACGCAGCGAGGAGGAGAGCGAGGAGGCGGAGCCCCAGGCCGAAAGCCACGCCCCUCUACUCUACUACGAGCUGCAGACGGCGAUAAAGGCACUGCUGAAGCACAUCCACGUCCCUCUGCACAAGGCCCGUCACUUCCGUCUCUACAGCCAGGAGGUGGUGGAGAUCGGCCACGGCGUCUCCUUCCUGCUGCUGCUGCCCCCGGCUGAUGACGUUUGCUCCGCCCCCGGACAGUCCAACCCCUACAGCCCGCUGUCAGGGUUCCUGCACCUCCCGCUGCAGAUGUUUGAGCUGGUUCAUUUCUGCACCUACAAGGAGAAGUUCAUCAGUCUCUACUGCCGUCUGUCCUCCGUCCUGGACCUGGAUGCCCUCAUUACCCAGCAGGCACUGCGGGAGGCCAUCACGGACGGCGAGGUGACAACCGCCAGAUCUCGACACCAACUCAUCCUGGACUACAUCCAGCAGCUGGAUGAGAUGCGGCGCGACCUCCGCUGGAUCACAGACGCCCUGCAGUACGCUCGCUACAAGCAUCCCCGCGGCGGCGUCCUCAUAACCUGCCUGGUGGACGCCAGCGCUCCAGAGAGUGAUUCUGGACAGCAGAAGACGGAUUCCACGUCCUCCACCAUGGACUACGUGCCUACGCCGCCUCCAUCGCCGGAGCUCCGGCAGAGAAAGGCCAUCAGUGAGUCUCUGCUCGGCUCCGAUGAGGACGGCUCCUCUGAAGUGUUCCUGCCCACCGACAGUGACUACGACUCCAGCGACGCCCUGAGCCCCAGAGACAUGGACCUGCUCUACUCUCCGGCGGCGGAUCUGUCUCAGCAGCUCCUGCACUCCCUGGGGGGCAGCGCCCCCGAUGUCCUGCAGAUCCACGAGCCCAGGUACAGUGUUUGCCCACAGACAGACCUCCCCACCUCCGCUCCUGGGAGGGAUCCUGUCCUACCCUCCUCCUCCUCCCCGUCCACAGAUCUCCCCCUCCCCACCUCGCCUCAGCCCCCGCCUCGCUCCAGGACCCUGCCCACAUCUCCCUCCCUCCCGCUGUCUCCCAGGUUCUACAAAGAUCUCCCCCUGUCCUUCCCCCUUUCCCCAGUUCUAUCUGACACCACCAAGACUUUGGAGGGCCUCUCUCUGACUAAAGAGGGCCCGCUCCCAAUGAGGGCCCUCGCCAAUCCCCCCGCCAAACGCAAGCUGCUCUCCAGGAGCCACCGGGGGCAAUACUUCAGCGGGCCCCAGCGCUGGCUCCAGGGCAACUCCGGGGAGAGUCUGACGGGGUCUCUUUCUGAGGGUGUUUACACCAAGCAGCUGGAUGCUGACCUAACGCCACUGGGGGACCCGCCCCCGGCACAGGGCCACACCUUCGUCAGCCACGCCUCCUGCGUCCUGGAGAGCCGUAAGGCCCGGCACCGGGAGCUGAGGCCGCAUGUUCGCAGGAUCUUCGUGGAGCCCUGCAGGGACGCAUCACCAAGCCAGCAGGAGGAGACUGUGACGGCUGCAGGAGUGUCGGUGGUGGUGGCCACGCCAGAGUCCGGAGAGGAGGGGGAGGAGCCAGAGGGAGCCAUCGCCCAGGAAGUGGACUCGGAUGACCAAACGAACGCUCAGGUCUCAGAGAUCCUCAGCAGCACACUGUAGGAAGGCAGCAGCUCAGGGAUGAGCGGACUGAUUGUUCCAUUAAAGCCACUGCAAACAACCGAGUCCGAGUCGUUUUACCUCAUAACUCCUGGAAAACCACCUACGACCCCCUGCCCCUCCCUCACCGUCACAAUGAAGCUGAAAUCUGCAGAAAAGGUCAACCAGUUCAUGGCUCAUCGCUUUAAAUCCGAAAGUUUGAACCUCUUUGCUCAGAUUGGACCAAUAAAGGCGGAGACUAGAGGAACGUUCAGCCACGUCAUCAGCAGGUAGAGCUGAUCUCCACAAACUGGGACCGAAAAAGGAAACAUCUGAACAGAGAAACCGUUGGUGCUAAUUUUUCUCCAGCAGUUUUAGAAACUGUUUCUGAGUUCAGUUUCCGUUACAGUAAUCCAUAUUUUCCAGGCUUCUCUUCUUGCUCCGUUUUUAACAUUGAAAUUAGGGACGGGCCUUUCAGUAAACAGCUCCCCAAAAACGAUGCA
Molecule: messenger RNA, 3014 nt
Organism: Cyprinodon variegatus (sheepshead minnow)
Lineage: Eukaryota; Metazoa; Chordata; Actinopteri; Cyprinodontiformes; Cyprinodontidae
Gene: ankfn1a
Exons: 11
Coding region: 1-2535 (844 amino acids)
Biological process (GO): establishment of mitotic spindle orientation; regulation of establishment of bipolar cell polarity
Cellular component (GO): spindle
Source: RefSeq, a predicted model, not a curated record